GACGAAAACUAACAAUGUGUUAGUCCCAAACCCAAAUCUGACCUGACGAAGAUCUGACUGGCAUCGAAAUGUGCCUAAUUAAAUAAACAAUUUUGUGGUUUUGAGUCAGGAUGUAGGCAUUACUCUUUUCAUCAGUAGUGAUUUCCAGUAUAGCCUUGCAACUACAUACAUGUGAUUUUUGUACAACUCAGUCCUACUGAAGAAAAAAAUUAUACUCAUUGACUGCAAUGUGGCUGAUGGCCUUGCCGGGUGCAAUGCCAAUUACCUUAAAGUGGAUCACCUGUGUGCUUGUUAUUUAAGAGCCUUCUAUACUUCCUGCUUGUGACACUGAUGAAGGCUGGGUGGCUGAAAAUAAUUGUCUUCUGUAAAUAAAGUGACUUCUGGUCUCUGUUACCAUCUACUCCCAUCUUUAAUCUUUAAAAACAGGUCAUAACUAUAGACUUUCAUUCAAAAUAAAAAAGCUAAAUAAUUCCAUAAAACAGCUAAGAACUGCAGUUUUUGGUAACAUUACUCCAGAGCUCCUGUGUGGCCGAGGGAGAUCCUGGAGCCUGUGGUGGUCAGUGCUGGCUUGCCUCUGGUCUUGUCCUGUGACCCUCCGCCUGGCCCGCCUAAACCUGAAACCUACUGGAUGUCCAGCUGCUCAUAUGCGAGACCUUUCAACUGGCCCAUUCAGACAGCUUUCCCCACCAUGCAGCCUGUGCGGCAGGACCGUAGGGUUUCCAUGGGAGUCGAUGGAGAUCUGUACUUCUCUAACGUCCUGUUUAACGACUCUUCUGCUGAUUACUGCUGUAAUGCCCGUUUCCCGUACAAGAACGUCAUACAGCAGAAGAUGCCCGUGGUUGUUAAAGUGCUUACAACUCGAACAGUGGCCGAGGCUGCCCCCACCUGGCUGUCUCCAAAAGGCUCAUCCAGCUCCAUACUGGUCCUGCAAGGGGAGGAACUGCUCCUGGAGUGUAUCGCUGCAGGAAUGCCAACUCCUCAUAUUACCUGGACCAAGGAUGGUGAGGACCUGGCGGUGACGCCACGCAUGAAAGUAAAAAACUUCAACAAGAUGAUUCAAAUCCCUAAGGUGUCUUUUGAUGAUGCCGGUGAAUACGUGUGCACUGCUACCAAUAAGAUCGGCUACACUGAGCACACAAUAACCGUCAAGGUCAAAGCGGCUCCAUUCUGGUUGGAGAAGCCCAAGGAUUUGGUCUUGGCUCCUGAAGAAAAUGGUCGUUUGGUAUGUCGUUCUGAUGGGGCUCCUCGUCCCACAGUGAGCUGGUUCAUCAACGGGGAACCAAUUGAAAGUGCUACACCACAGGCUAACAGGCAGGUGUCAGGAGAAACGCUGAGCUUCCGCAGUGUGACCGCUGCAAACAAUGCCGUCUACCAGUGCAAUGCUUCAAAUCAGUAUGGAUACCUAUUGGCCAAUGCUUUUGUCAACGUGCUACAUGCAACACCACGUAUUCUCGGGCCGAAGAAUGAACUCAUCAAGGUGAUAGAGGGCAGUCGUACCUUCUUGGACUGCCGCUAUUUUGGUUCUCCAGUGCCCGAAUUGCGAUGGUCCAAAUAUGGACAGGGAAAUCUGGAAGGAAAUCGUUUUAAGACCCACAGUAAUGGAACUCUGGAGAUCAAACAUAUACGAAUAGAGGACCAGGGAACUUACUCGUGUGUAGUCAGCAACAUCGCAGGAAGAGAUGAGAGUCAAGUACGAAUAGAGGUCAAAGAGCCCACGCUAAUUGUCACAAGACCACAGAGUAUAAAAGUCAUCCGUGGAAGCGAUGUGCGAUUCGAUUGUGGUGUAAAAGCAGAUGCCACUACUUCUGUCACAACCACCUGGAUGAAAGAAAAAAAGCUGGUCACUUUUGGCUGGAGAAUCUCUCUGGAUGAAUCAAAUCUGGUCAUCACCAAUGUAAACAGAGGUGAUGAGGGCAAUUAUACCUGUGUCAUCAAGAGCGAACUGGACCAGAAAUCUGCCUCAGCACGCCUAAUGGUGAUGGACCGUCCGGAUCCUCCCGCUAACUUGGAAUUGUCGGAUCCAUAUGAACGUAGUGUUAGACUCAGUUGGGUUCCAGGAGACAGCAACCACAACCCCAUUACAGAGUACUUAGUGCAGUAUGAUGAUGAUGACUGGUUGCCAGGGAAGUGGAGAAACCUAUCAACAUACCCAGGGAACCUCAACUCUGUCAUUCUGCAUCUUUCACCUUUCACCUACUACGAGUUCAGGGUCAUCGCUAUAAAUGAAAUCGGACCAAGUCGCCCCAGUCGUCCAUCGAUGCGCUUCCAGACCAGCGGUGCACCCCCAGAUGUCAUCCCAAAGAACAUAAAGGGUGUGGGUACCUGGAGGAAUAACAUGGAGAUCAGCUGGGAGCCUCUGACCUACAGAGAGUGGAACGGGCCUCACCUGAAGUAUCUGGUGUGGUGGAGGAGGAGAGAUUCCCGAGAGGAGUGGAAGAAUGCUACCACCAAAUGGCUGAAGUACUACAUCUAUGACGCGGAUACCUUCACUCCUUAUGAGAUCAAAGUCCAGGCUGUCAAUGACUUUGGGCUGGGCCCGGAGUCUCCUGUUGUCAUUGGUUACUCUGGGGAAAGCCGUCCCUUAACUGCACCCCUGAACCUGAGAGUGUCCGACAUCGAGAGCACUCAGGUGACUUUGCACUGGGAUCCGGUGACACGCAGCUCUAUUAUGGGAGCACUGAAGGAAUACAAGGUGUACUACUGGAGGGACAGCAGCCAGCUGAGGUGGUUGAGAGUCAACAGAGCAAUGCAGUCUAAAGCAUUUACAGACAAUGUUCCAGAGCCAUCUGGGGUCCUCACUGGGCUCUUCCCUUACAGCAACUACAAGAUGUAUUUAGUGGUGGCAAACAAUCGAUACGAAGGGCCGCCCAGUAAUAAUGUACAGUUCUCAACAACUGAAGGAGUACCAUCUUCUCCCAGAUCCUUCAGGAUCCAACAGCGCCAUCUGGACAGUAUUUAUGUCGACUGGGACCUGCCAGCAGAACCCAACGGUAUCAUCACUGGGUAUUCCCUCAAGUACCAGACAGUGAAUGCCACCAGGGGAGAGGAGUUGCGAGUCGAGGAUUUUCCUCCAAAUGUAACCAGCUUCUCCGUCCGCCGAUUCGACCGCUACACUCGAUACAGAUUCUCCGUGGCGGCGCGAACUCAGGCCGGGAUAGGAGAAUGGCAUACGGAGGAGUCACCCCACUACACCACUGAAACGUAUGCUCAGGACCAGGUGGACAUCUCCACUCAGGGCUGGUUCAUUGGGAUAAUGUGUGCUGUGGCUCUCAUCGUGGUCAUUCUUCUUAUAGUCUGCUUCAUCAAGAGGAGCCGAGGGGGUAAAUACCCAGUACGGGAAAAGAAGGACAUUUCAUUGGAGCCGGUGGAUGACAAAGACCAAGAGGGAUCAUUUGAUUAUCGGUCUCUUGAAAGGAUAGCACGUAUCUCCACUCUGCCCUACCCCCGGAGGGAGGAGGAAAGAGGGCUUCAAAGAGGUCAGCCGUCUAUGGAGGCAAUGAUGAAGCCGUCAGACAGUGACGACAGUCUGGUGGACUAUGGAGAAGGAGGAGAGAUACCAUUCAACGAGGACGGGUCCUUCAUUGGCCAGUACACAGGAACCAGGAUAGAUGUCAGGGAGUUGGACUUUGGUGGAAGUGUUGAGCUUCACUCUCCAAUGAACACCAUCUACUCCAUGGCAUAAAAGUCAAAAUUGAAACGUCUUUUCUCACUUCAACUCAACUACUUGUCACGUAACUUUGCAGUGCUUGUACCCUGCACCUGGAGGAGCUUGUGGUGCUGGUGGUUGGUCUGCAGGAGGGGGACAGUUGGAGCUGUUAUACCCUCUGUGUCCUUGCAGCCAACACAGCUUUCAUGCAUUUGAAGAAGAAAAUGUUGGAUAGUUGGGACACUGUUUGGAGGGAUGAUUCUUAAUCAUCUGAUGAAAAGGAAGCGUUACAUUUGGUUUUGUAAAUAAAAUUACUGUGUACACAUUAUGUACAUGCCUACGCAUUGGUUCAGUUAUGGAGAGACACUGGCUGCACAUCAGAAGAGACAGAAGUGGAUCAGUUUAUCAUGUUGAUAAAAGCAGUUGCAAGGACCCACUUAACUACUGUUAUUACAGCUUUGAAUUUACUCUGCUAAUUUAAAUAAUGAGAUUUAUGUAACUUUUGUACGUUGAUUGAUUGAAAUAAGAGUCAUACUUUCAGCCUUGGGUGAGCCACAGUGUAAUCUCAGAAGUUUGAUUGUCUCCCUUUGGCAACAUGUACCUUUUGAUGUGUAAAAGUGUUUUCGGUGACAGAUGAAGGACAAUAAAAUAUUUUCAGGGA
Xiphias gladius (swordfish) is the source of this 4307-nucleotide messenger RNA. It is a transcript of the gene nfascb, whose product is annotated as neurofascin homolog (chicken) b. Gene Ontology annotation, biological process: brain development; cell-cell adhesion. Gene Ontology annotation, molecular function: cell-cell adhesion mediator activity. The transcript is spliced from 24 exons. The record is from RefSeq and is a predicted model, not a curated record. NCBI's taxonomy places the organism in Eukaryota, Metazoa, Chordata, Actinopteri, Istiophoriformes, Xiphiidae. The coding region runs from base 629 to 3682 and encodes 1017 amino acids.